This is a messenger RNA of Pomacea canaliculata, 714 nucleotides long. RefSeq lists its product as uncharacterized. Bases 267 to 599 code for a protein of 110 amino acids. NCBI's taxonomy places the organism in Eukaryota, Metazoa, Mollusca, Gastropoda, Architaenioglossa, Ampullariidae. The record is from RefSeq and is a predicted model, not a curated record. The transcript is spliced from 5 exons.
GGCCUGAGGUCGCUCGGUGUCUGUGUUGGGGGACGGUUGAUAAUUGCACUCCGGGUAGCAGCCCAGUGACAGCAGCGGGGUGUCCUCUUGACCUUAGAAAGCGCUCAGUCAAAGCAGCUAAGUUUGAAUUGUUUGUUUUUUAAGACCGGUUGGAACUUAAAGAACGGUAUCUCUAUUAACAGGGAACUCGAUAGCGCUGAUCACUGGCUUUGUUCUGAUAUUUCUCCACCGUGUGCGACUUUCCCGUCUUCCGUAGUUGUUCGGGAAUGGCGCCCGGGACUUGUAGCAAAAUGGCAACUGUCUUGACCGCUGGACUUGCGCUCCUGCUGUUGCUCAGUGUCCACGUGUCACUCACCAGCGUCAUGGCCGCUCCUACCCAGUGGACCGGCGACAGGGUACAAGUACACCCGACAUAUAACGAGGCCGGUGACUUUCUCUCCCUGGUCCAGAACAUCAUGAACAGGCUACAAGCGGACAAACAAAAGAGAACAAGCCCCGAUGGUGGGUUUUUCUCCCGGCAUGACGCCAUGCGUGACUACCUGAAUUCUAUUUAUGCCAGCGAGUUGGCUUCCGAUCCUUAUGGCCCUGGCAAACGCUAAUGAGUAAAUCACGGCGCCCCCUUCAGCCUGGUACAUCUCACAAGUUCACAGACAGCAGGAAGCCUUCCCCUCUCGCUUUUCGUUUUUAGUGCAAAUAAAGAGAAAAGCUAUUUGA